Yamadazyma jaroonii is the source of this 402-nucleotide messenger RNA. Lineage: Eukaryota; Fungi; Ascomycota; Pichiomycetes; Serinales; Debaryomycetaceae. The record is from the annotation of a GenBank genome assembly.
AUGUUAAGAGAAAAUUAUAAUUUAGCUGUCAAAGUAAAGAGCAAAUUAGUCAGAGAUGCAAAUUCAAAUACUGGAUUGAUGAGAUUGGUCACUCAAGCAAAUUUACUUGAUAGAAUAACAGAAGAACUUCAAAGGGAAAACGAAGAAAGAUUGAGAAACUUAAGUAAAGUGAAAUACAGCAUUAACACAUUAUUCACAAAGAAUAAAACGAUACAGCAUGAUAGGGUGAUACAUGCUGAACAUAUUGAAGAAUGUGAAAUCAGCGACAGUGAUAGUGAUAGUGAUAGCGAAGAUGAUUACUAUUACAGUGAUGGAGAUGAAGAAACCGGAGAAAUUACAUAUUGUGAAGCAUUACCCACAAAACUCACAGUAAUACCCGAAAUGACGGGAGUCGUGGCUUGA